Molecule: messenger RNA, 1902 nt
Organism: Bemisia tabaci
Lineage: Eukaryota; Metazoa; Arthropoda; Insecta; Hemiptera; Aleyrodidae
Biological process (GO): response to X-ray; double-strand break repair via nonhomologous end joining; DNA recombination
Cellular component (GO): nucleus; DNA-dependent protein kinase-DNA ligase 4 complex; DNA ligase IV complex
Molecular function (GO): DNA binding
Source: RefSeq, a predicted model, not a curated record
UUGCUCGUAGCUUAUCAGUAUAUCAGUAUCCGUUUCUUACUCAGAAUUUGCGGUAACACAAAUUAAUUUUUAUUAAUUAUUUUCCAGUCAUAUCGUUGAUAUUAUAUUAUUGCACGUCCUCUCGUUUACUUUUUUAUGCUGGUGAAAUGAUCCAUCUUCCAGCGACUGUAUCAUUAGUUUAAGAAAAUUGUAGACCUAAUGCACCGCUCAUGUUUAUAAAUAUUUGAUUUUCCCAGAACAUGCCGGAAACUUACUUUUGUGCUUUUAUUUCUUCCUGUGGCAAGUGUCUGAAGAUCAAGUCUGAAUGGGAGAAAGAUGAAUUUAAGUUAAUUAUCCUGCAAGAUUGUGAUUCUUGGGAAUGCAUGGUGACAGCUGCCGAUAUCACAAGGGAAUUACCCGGCAUCAAUGCAAAUUCCUACAUUGAGCUAUCCAAAGAAAUUCUAGCUCGAAAGAACAAAGGCAAACUGUGUGAUUACAGUGUGGAUGAAAAUAUUUUUUCUUGGCAGAAAAGGAGUGAAGAUGGAGAAGUCAUAUUUUCAGGUUUUGCCAAUUUGAAAAAGAUACCAUACAACGAGUCAAUUAUCAAAUUUGUCGACUCAUUCCUUUCUCUGAACUCGGAACUAACAGAAGAAAUGACUAUCCUGGAACAGGAGAGUAAGACACUUGAAGCAGAGACGCGGAAGCUGAUAUCAUGCGCACAACAGGAAAUUGAUAAAAAGAAAACCAUGGAGACAGAAUUGCUGAGUAAAUUCUAUUUACUUUUACAAGAGAAAAAAAACAUGGUUUCAUUGCUGGAAAAUUUAGCCACUUGAUUUUUCCAAUUAAUUGAGGAGGUAUCUUAAGCUGGCCGAAAUCAUGAAGGGUCAUUGGUGAGAGGAAUGCAUCUAUGUUUCCUUCAAAAUCAAGGAAGAGAGAGCAACUCAACCUCGGGAAAAAGUUUACCCAUCAUGCAUCUAGAUCUGCUAAUACACCCAAAUUUUGAAAAGCUGAACAUUUCACACGUGAUGUUCUGUCUGCUAAUUAUUUCUGUAACAGUGUAUCCACACCUCUAUGUACCCAUUAAGAGUAGGGUUUGUAUCAUAUGCUCGGAGGAAAUAUCACAUUGCAACCCUCACAGCACAGAAACUCAACUCUUUAAGUGGGGAGCCAAAGAGUUUUAACAAAAUCAUAUCAAAUAGUUUCAAUGAAGAUAAUUCACAAAUAAAAAACUCUGUAAUGUAAAAUCAUUGAGUACCUACAAGAACAGAAUAAAAUCACAGCUCCAAAAAAUUACACUAUUAAAGACAAUAUUGAUCUCAUCGAGGAUAUGAACUUUCCUCAAUUUUAUGUUAACUAGGUAGCUCCUCCUUGCUAAAAUUAGACCUUAAAGGUAAACUCAAAAAAAGAAUGGUUAUGGACAAAGUCGACAACCUUGGGUUAUGGAGUGAGGAUUUUUCAAAGUUGAUGAAAUACAAAGCCACAAUUAUUGGCUCAGAGCAAACGCUCAAAACUGUCUGCUGCAUACAAUUUUCAUUGAAUUUAAGAUAUGUCUGAGAAUUUAACUAAAUUAGGGUAAUCAUAUCGGUAAAGAAGAAUUUUUUGUGUAUUUGAUGAUAACACUGAGCCAUAAGUUUGCAAUAAUUCUUAUUGCAAAUGAUAUGCAUAAAAAAUUUUUAGCUGUAAAAAAAGAAUACAUUUGAAUAGUUCUGAGAUAGGAGUAUCCAUUUGUGCAAAAUUGAUCAACAUAAAGCUACAAUCUUAAUUAAGUUUGUUUAAUUCCUUAAUAUCGGAACAACAGUAUGAAAUCGACACUUAGCUGUGACUUGUCAUAAGAAAAAAAUACUGUAGGUACAGGAAUGUAUCUCGAGGAAAUUGUGAAGAGAAUGUUUUAUAGCUCAAUAAAAGUUCUGAAAUUUGACUAGA